ACUGCCAAUGUCGCGCUACUGAGCACAUCGCACACAAAUAUGGGAAACCGGAGCAGAAAUAUGCAGCUUUGACACUCUGUGGUGAACUCUACAGAAGCCACAAUUCUUUUUCUUUCUUUAUUUCUUUUUUCUUUAUUUUUUUUCUUCUUCUUUUUUGCCACAUUUUUUGCCUAACCAAGGAAUACUUGGUGUCAGAGAGAAACUGGGUUUAUUGGAUUUACUUUUCCAGCAGUAAUGGCCACUGGCAGGGUUGAUUAUGUUGCUCCGUGGUGGACAUACUGGCUGCACAAUUUCCCACAUUUCAAUUUCUCAUUCCAGCCGGUCGAGAGCACUUUGAAACCGGAGGAUGCCAGCUACCAGCAGAGUCUGAUAUUUCUGGCAUGUCUCGGUGUUGUGGGUCUUUGUCUGAGCGCGCUGGUUUUGGGGGCGUACGUGAUGUGUUUGUGCUCCUGCCGCAAGGACCUAGAUGAAAACACCAAAAGGCCUGACACAUGCUGCGUUACCUGGGUUGCCGUGAUCACAGGCCUCAUCAUAUGUUCUGCUGUUGGAGUGGGUUUCUAUGGGAACAGCGAGACCAAUGAUGGGGUCUACCAGCUGACCUACUCCCUCUACAAUGCCAAUCAAACACUGAAUAGCGUCAGCAGUCUGAUUGCAGAAUCUCAGGGCAAUGUGGAAACUGGACUCAAAAAACAUCUGGAACGCCUGGAUGAGAUCUUCGCUGCGCGGGCUGACUACCUCAAAGCUUUGCGCUUCAUGGAGCUGAUGAUGAGCAAUGUCGUCCGUGAGCUGACCUCUUUGCCAGACAUCGACAAAAAUAAGGUUGACUUGACAGUCAUCGCAGAUCAAACAGUCCUCGUUGAGUAUUACAGAUGGCUGGCUUAUCUGCUGCUGCUGAUCCUGGAUCUGGUCAUCUGCUUGGCCAUGUGUUUGGGGAUAGCCAAGCAAUCUCACUGUCUGCUCAUCACGAUCAUGGGUUUGGUGAUGCUGUCUCUGAUCCUGAGCUGGGCCUCCCUAGGAAUUGGCACUGCCACAGCUGUUGGCACUAGUGACUUCUGUGUGUCUCCAGGCAAGUUUAUUGUCAACCAAACCAAGGAUUUCCUCACUGCAGAUGUUGCACACUAUUAUUUGUUCUGCAGUCCGAAUCUACCAAACCCUUUCCAACAGUCUCUGACAGUCUGUCAGCGAUCUUUGACCACCAUGCAAAUCCAGAUCCAGGGCCUGUUGCAGUUCUCGUUGCCUGUUUUUCCCACCGCUGAGAGAGACCUUAUAGGGAUCCAGCGACUGUUAAACUCCACAGAGUUCAGUCUCCAUCGUCUAACGGCCAUCUUAGACUGCCGCGGGCUGCACGAGGACUACGUGGAUGCCUUAAUGGGUGUAUGCUAUGAUGGGGUGGAAGGGCUCCUCUACCUCUCUUUGUUUUCUCUUCUGGCUGCCUGGGCGCUCUGUGGCAUGCUGUGUGUCAUUUUCCGAGUGUGGACGUUAAUGGGCAGCAGGGAAAAAGAGUAUGAUGACAUAGAUGAGGAGGACCCUUUCAACCCCCAAGCUCGUCAGAUGUCAUAUAACCCCAGAAGGUCUAACAGACACAGUUUCUGCAGCUACAUCAGCAGCCUUGGCAGCCAAGUCAGCCUUCAACCACCUGCGCAGUCUCCCUCUAAUUCUAUCAUGCCACCGCCUGAAUACAUGAAUCAGUCCAUGCUGUUUGGGUUGACCCCUCGAUACGAGAACGUGCCACUGAUAGGAAGAGGAUCUCCGCCUCCCUCGUAUUCCCCCAGUAUGAGGACCACCUAUCUGUCUAUGACUGAUGCCCAGAUCAGACACUUUGGGACUGACUUCCAGGUGUAGCCUGCUACCUGCUGGACCCUUCUCAGUGCUUCUGUCUAAGACUCUGAGCUCCUGCCAAGAAAGCCGUCUUUAUGACCUAAUCUUGUUUACGGGAGCGACAGUCUGUCGCCCAAUCUGAGAGACGGAAGCAGGCCAUAUGAGGCAAUUACUCCAGUAUCACAUCAGUGCAGCGCUCAGGAAGCCCAGAGCGCAGUUUUGAAGAGCAGAACACUGCUCAGAUUUAUCCUAAGACUCUUAUUGUUAUUAUCACGCUUUUUGAACACGUCUCCGCAAAUGUACGCAUUCAUAACAUUUGAACUGAAACGUUGCAACAAAGUUUCCUGCUUUUUUUGUGUGUGGCAUGCAUGGAAAUGAUAAUCGGUCAGUAUUUUGGUUUUGACAGAGAGCGAGUGGCCGAAGAUGACUGUGAAUAGGCCUUCAGAUAUGACAUUUUUGUCACAUUUGACACAUUAGUUUUGAAGCAGCAGUUCAAUACCAAUAUAUUGUUGCCUUCUCAGGCAUUUCAAAUGGUGCAAUAUGAAAUGAAACAUGUCUUUUUCAAACAUUUCUUAAAAAAAAACAAUAAAUAACUGAAUGUGUGAGUAACUAGUAUACCAAAUACAAUUACUGUGUUUUGAACAGCCAGUGACGCCUUUAUGAAUGAGUCGGAUGGAAUUACAUGAGAUGUUAUGUGCGACUGUUGAGGAUGCAGUUGCAUGAGAAAGUUUCCCUGAGCCUAUUAACUUAAACGUGAACCAUUUCAUACUCUUGACAUUUAUACUCGUAAAUACAACACAACAAGAGAGACAAGAGUAUCAGCACAUCUGCAUGUUUGCUGUUUUGUAAAGACAGUUCAUUCUGAAAUGAUCAAGAGCUUUCACAGCCCCGUUUGACUUCUGGUUAAUAUGUUUUAAAAAAAGUUAUUUAUUAUAUUUUGUCACUGAAAAACUUUAACGUAUCAACGUAAACUGACAUCCUAAUGCAAAGGGCAGCAUUUGGUAUUGGCAGUUUUUAAUUGUUAACAGGGAUGUGGAGUGAUUUGAAGGCAAGGAACUGUAACUAAAGUCUGUGCCGUGAGUCUAAAAGUGGGUCAUAAAUUGUGAAACUUCAACAUCUUGAAACAGAAUUUAAAAGGACAUGUCUUUCAUUUCUGUGCAAGGCUGUUAUAUAAGUUUUCAAAAGAAGGACAGCUGUCAGAACUAAAAGGAGUGUCCCGCAAACCUUUUUUUUCUUCUUCUGACCACAGCAAAAUUGUUCUUUACUUGCAAGAGUUUCAAGACGUUGAACCAGUGCAGAUUUUUUUAUUUUCUCGUCAUUCAUUUUGACAUUAACUUAACGCAAAAGUUUGUACGACAGGCCUGGCUUCACUCACUUGUCACAGAAGUCUGCUGAGUGUGGUCAGAAGUGGACUCGACUACGGACCCUCAGCAGAUAGUUUUGCAGGGCACACCUGGAUGUCAGAUUAUAUUGUGAAACUAAACUAAAGAUCAGCAAAAACGAAAAAAGAAAAACACCACUGUUUGAAACACUACAAAAGCACUAUGCACAAAAGGCGGAGUCUCUGAGGAGCAAACAUGCAUAGAUGUCAAUAAAUGUGUGAGGAAAACCAAUGAAAUGUUGAACAAGGUUUCUCAAAGAAAGGUCGGGAAAGAUUUGCAUAUUCUCUCUCCAGUGUGCAUAAUCUUAACAAAGUGGAAGAAUUUCAGUGCGUAGAGGGCAAGGGUGCAAACUUAACCUGGACACUCGGGAUUUCUGAUCCCUCAGACAUUUAUAGCUGAUGGAACUUUAUGCAAUCACUUUGGGAAUCCUUUGCAUGGCUCUGCAGUACAUAGUUGGAUCUGCAGACACCACUUUUUUUGCUACUGUGGAUAAAAAAGCUUUAUGUUAAACUUGUACAGAGGCAGCAUAAAUGUAUGUUGGCUUGAGCCCAGGGUGGACCAUCACCCAGUGGACAUGUAGACUGUGAUCCGAUGUUUCAGUAUUCCUGAUAUCUUUUUGAAAACAAGACAAAAAUGUCCAUCCAGACUCUUAUCGGCAGCAAGUUCAACAGCCAGAGUCUGUGCUGGUGUGAUGUUGGAUGAGCAGCCUUUGGAAAAGUCUUUCACAAUUCUGCGAUAGCAGCUGCUGAGUACAGUGAGUGAUUUGGAGCUACAUUCUCGCUUGCUUUCCUUUCAGCAGGAACAGAAAUGUGAGAUGGAGUGACACCAUUACAAAGUGAAAGAUUUACCAUCGCAACAUUUUUUAAAUGUAUUGUAGACCCAGAAUACAGAAAUGAAUCUAUAUAAACCAAUAAGGAUGUUGUUGAGUCAAAACAUGAUAUAUCAAACUGUCUUCAGUGAAAUAAAAGUCUAAUUAAGUGGAACUUUUUUUUUAUAAUUUUGAUAUCAAAACAAAACAGGUUAAAGUAUA
This is a messenger RNA of Cololabis saira (Pacific saury), 4230 nucleotides long. RefSeq names its product protein tweety homolog 2-like. Gene Ontology annotation, cellular component: plasma membrane. The record is from RefSeq and is a predicted model, not a curated record. NCBI's taxonomy places the organism in Eukaryota, Metazoa, Chordata, Actinopteri, Beloniformes, Belonidae. Gene Ontology annotation, molecular function: volume-sensitive chloride channel activity; intracellularly calcium-gated chloride channel activity. The transcript is spliced from 14 exons. Bases 235 to 1842 code for a protein of 535 amino acids.